AUGGCCGCCGAUGAUUGGGUCGCUGAACUGGAACUGAGCACAGCCAUCAAGAUGGUGCAGACCGAGAUUAUGGAUAAGAAGCUUGAUCGCCUUCGAAUUCUUGUUCUUUACGGCAGUCUGAGAAGUCGGUCGUACUCUCGCCUUCUUGCCCUCGAAGCUUCACGUAUCCUCUUCCGCCUCGGCUGCGAUGUAAGAGUAUAUAAUCCAGCCGGUCUACCUCAAAAGGACGAUAUCCAACACGACCAUCCCAAAGUCCAGGAACUGCGGGAGUUGAGCAAAUGGAGCGACGGUCAUGUAUGGAUCAGUCCAGAGCAACACGGUAACUUGACCGGCAUCUUCAAGCAGCAGAUCGAUUGGAUUCCUCUCUCAACAGGCUCUGUACGUCCAACCCAAGGAAGAACUCUGGCUGUGGCACAGGUCAGCGGCGGAUCUCAAUCGUUUAACUCUGUAAACUCACUACGUAUCCUCGGACGUUGGAUGCGCAUGUUUGCUAUUCCGAACCAGAGCUCAGUACCAAAGGCGUAUACACAGUUUACUCCCGAGGAGGAGGGUAGUCGCAUGAUGGCAAGUUCCAACCGCGAUCGCCUUGUCGAUUGUAUGGAAGAGCUCGUCAAGUACACCAUUGUUAUGAGACCUCAUUUUGACCUCUUUGGUGAUCGCUUUAGCGAGCGGGAGGAGAAGAGGGUGAAGGAGAUGAAGAAAGAAGAAGAAGGAAACUAG
Fusarium graminearum PH-1 is the source of this 720-nucleotide messenger RNA. RefSeq lists its product as uncharacterized. The transcript is spliced from 3 exons. Gene Ontology annotation, molecular function: oxidoreductase activity. Bases 1 to 720 code for a protein of 239 amino acids. The record is from RefSeq and is a predicted model, not a curated record. NCBI's taxonomy places the organism in Eukaryota, Fungi, Ascomycota, Sordariomycetes, Hypocreales, Nectriaceae.